AUGUGUUCCUGCACUUACCAAUAAAUAACCAAACACGAAUCAACUGAUAUAGUUUCAACCUGAUCAGUGAGCCAGACCACCGGUGAAAAUGUCUGUGAAGAUCCUCUCCAUCACUCUCCUCCUGCUCUCAAUGUGUGUGUGCUUCAGCUACUCUGCAGGUCCACCUGGUCCUGGAAGUAAACGCCCGUGCUGCGUUAAUGUCACCGACAUCGAUAUGAGCCCUGAGGUGGUGGGGGAAACAUAUCGUGAGCAGGCUGCAAAACCACCCUGUGUGAAGGCUAUAAUUUUCAACACAGAAUAUGGACAACUUUGUGCUGAUCCGAAAGCUCAGUGGGUCAAAGAUCUCACUGCCAAAAUGAGGAAGGAGUGAAGUCUGUCUGCUACAUCAGUAUUUUCAGCAUUUCCAUCACCUUUAAAGGCUUAUUCAAACCAGAGCGCUUUCUCAGCCUGACUGUUUCAAAACAUUUUUUUUGUAGAUUAAUUUUUACUGUGGAGUAAACCUGUAUUUUAUUCACGCUGUUGACUUCAUUGUUUUUUAAUUGAUAAUUGGGGUUCAG
Molecule: messenger RNA, 557 nt
Organism: Maylandia zebra (zebra mbuna)
Lineage: Eukaryota; Metazoa; Chordata; Actinopteri; Cichliformes; Cichlidae
Product: C-C motif chemokine 2
Biological process (GO): immune response
Cellular component (GO): extracellular region
Molecular function (GO): chemokine activity
Source: RefSeq, a predicted model, not a curated record